This is a messenger RNA of Ixodes scapularis (black-legged tick), 1047 nucleotides long. Its product is annotated as chymotrypsin-C-like. Gene Ontology annotation, molecular function: serine-type endopeptidase activity. Bases 1 to 1047 code for a protein of 348 amino acids. The record is from RefSeq and is a predicted model, not a curated record. The transcript is spliced from 7 exons. Gene Ontology annotation, biological process: proteolysis. NCBI's taxonomy places the organism in Eukaryota, Metazoa, Arthropoda, Arachnida, Ixodida, Ixodidae.
AUGAAAGCCGACGUAUUGAUCCUGAUUAUUUUCUACUUAAAACACAACUCCGCAUCUUCUCCUCGUUUAACCGAGAAUUGUGGGCUUGUUACAACAACGCCAGGCUCCGUGAUAAGUGAACGCAUUUUGAACGGCACAAACGCGACUCCUGGAGCUUGGCAAUGGAUGGUUGAAAUUGUCGAUCCAUUCGGACACCGCUGCGGUGGAGCCCUGAUAAGCUCCCGACAUGUGUUGACAAGUGCUCACUGUCUGACCCGAAUACCCAUGGACCUCUUUAGUGUUUUGCUUGGGAGCUAUUCCAGGCAGCAAGCAGAGAAAGAAGGACUGAAGGAAGAAAUUGAAUCCAUCUGCAUGUACUCUCAAUUUGUAAAGGACAAAUUCGAGACUGACAUUGCCAUCAUAACACUGAAGAGGCCUGUGGAACAUUCAGAAACCAUUAAACCAGUUUGUGUGCCCGACAUCAAUAACAAUCCAGAUUGUGAGGUUCCCAUGUAUGUUGCUGGAUGGGGAUACACUGAACCGCUCAUAUGGAAGAACCAGUCUUUGUCUAAAGAUAUGGACGGGUCUCAUGCCAAAGAAGAUUUGAUGACAGUAAACCCCGGCUCCGAGAAAAAAUCCCAAGAAGUAACUGAAGACACAACCGAGUAUUUUGACUAUGAAGAUGUUGCGACACCAGGGUCCUCGGUCAAAAAUAAAUUUCCAGAUAUGCUCCAAGAAGCCCGGGUUCGGUUAAUCCCGAAUGAACAAUGCGAUAAGCUGUAUAACGACUCGUCACUUCAUGGAAACAUCGUUUGCGCUCUGCACGACUUCGGAUCUAUAUGCUCGGGCGACAGUGGAGGCCCGCUGGUGUACAAGACAAAGGAUGGCCGCUGGACCUUGAUAGGACUAAUAACCGCUACCGAGUUGCCAUGCAACGUCACCGAUCUCCCGAUGUACUUCCUUAGAAUCAAGCCCUUCAUGGAAAACUUCAUCCUUCCGUGCGUUCAAGAUCCUAGUGAUUGCACAUGCAAGCCAGCAAAUGAUACAGAAUCCAGCAUUUAUUAUUAG